AUGACGAGGCAUCAUUCUUCUGUUGUUUCAAUAUUUGACAUUGGUUUGCAGACUGCCUUCGAUAAAGAUCAAAUCAAAACCAUCCUCAAAGAAUGCGUUGAAGAGACUCUGGGACAGCAUACAUAUGAACACUCAAAAAUUGGCCAGUGGAUCAAUGACAUUUGUGAGAAAAGCACAAAAAGGCUGAUUGCUCUGAGCAAGCCCUUCAAAUAUGUCGUUACUUGUGUUAUAGUUCAAAGAAAUGGUGCAGGUUUGCACACAGCAGCCAGCUGUUUCUGGGAUAGCGCUAACGAUGGAUCUGCCAGCUUUAGAUGGGAGGAGAAAACCAUGUACUGUGUUGCAAAAUGCUUUGCUCUAGCAAUAUGAUUGUAAGUCUGUUUCAAAGCUUUCAAAACGCAAGAAAUGCUUCAAAUCUCUGGC
This is a messenger RNA of Guillardia theta CCMP2712, 420 nucleotides long. RefSeq lists its product as hypothetical. The coding region runs from base 1 to 366 and encodes 121 amino acids. The transcript is spliced from 5 exons. Gene Ontology annotation, molecular function: dynein intermediate chain binding. The record is from RefSeq and is a predicted model, not a curated record. NCBI's taxonomy places the organism in Eukaryota, Cryptophyceae, Pyrenomonadales, Geminigeraceae. Gene Ontology annotation, cellular component: cytoplasmic dynein complex; cytoplasm. Gene Ontology annotation, biological process: microtubule-based movement.